AUGGAGAGCGAGGGGAUGUGGAUGCAAACAGGGCCGAAGCUGCAGAUCGCCCCCGCGCUGCUCAGACAGGCCUCCUACGGCACCAUCAAGAUCGGCAUCUACCAGAGCCUGAAGCGCCUCUUCGUGGAGCGCCUGGAAGAUGAAACAUUGCUAAUCAAUGUGAUCUGUGGAGUGGUUUCAGGGGUGAUCUCCUCUGCGCUUGCCAAUCCAACUGAUGUGCUAAAGAUUCGAAUGCAGGCUCAAGGCAGUUUAUUCCAGAGUGGCAUGAUCGGCAGCUUCAUUGAUAUCUACCAGCAGGAGGGUACCCGAGGCCUCUGGAGGGGUGUUGUUCCGACGGCCCAGAGAGCUGCUAUCGUGGUCGGAGUGGAACUGCCAGUCUACGACAUCACCAAGAAACACUUAAUUCUGUCAGGCCUGAUGGGUGAUACAAUAUUUGCCCACUUUGUUUCUAGUUUUACCUGUGGACUUGCUGGUGCCAUUGCCUCCAACCCCGUGGAUGUGGUGCGGACACGGAUGAUGAACCAGCGAGCAAUAGUGGGCAGCGUGGAGCUCUAUAAGGGCACUCUGGAUGGUCUUGUGAAGACAUGGAAGAGUGAGGGCUUCUUUGCACUAUAUAAAGGUUUCUGGCCCAACUGGCUUCGGCUGGGUCCCUGGAACAUCAUUUUUUUUAUCACCUACGAGCAGUUGAAGCGACUUCCAUUCUGAGAGCUGGCUUUCUUCCACGAGGACCAUCUUCAAGACUUGUGGCAGAGCUUUGCUGCUGCCUCCCUAUUCAUUUCGCCACCCCCAUGUUCUGUUGUUUUGGUACAAGUGCAUCUGGACCCUCAUCCCCCCCCUAAACUGCAUGGUCCCUGGAGCAUGUUCUGGCUGGAGUGAAACUGGGAAGUGCAAGGCAGAUGCUGCAUGGUUUUUUUUUUGUUGUUGUUUGUUU
Molecule: messenger RNA, 931 nt
Organism: Tinamus guttatus (white-throated tinamou)
Lineage: Eukaryota; Metazoa; Chordata; Aves; Tinamiformes; Tinamidae
Source: RefSeq, a predicted model, not a curated record